AUGACGUCACCGCGGAAGCUUCGAACACCCACAAAAGAGGCCGGAACGCCGAGCAAGCUGGUUGCUUCGCAGUCGCUGACAAAAAGGACGCCGCGCUCAAAGGCGGUGCCUUCGCCGUACGCAAAGGCAAAGAAACUACUCUCGGUGUCGGCGGGUGAAACUCUGGUUGGCCGUGAUGUUGAGAAGAAGCGAAUCACAACUCUGGUUCAGGGAGCCCUUGAAGAGGGCAAGUCGCUCAUAUUGUACGUUUACGGGGCGGCAGGCACGGGCAAAACGCUCACCGUCAACACUGUGAUUCAAAGUCUUGAGCUUACAUGUGACUUCAAGCUGAUUAAUGUGAACUGCAUGUCAAUUGAAACGGUGAGCAACUUUUACCGACAAGUCGCCGAACAGUAUCCCUCCAGUCCAAAGAAGCAAAAGCGAAAUACCCGAAAAAACAGUUCAUCAGAUGAGGAUGAUUCAUCGAACGACUUGACCCGUAUCAAAGAUGCUAUUUUGCAGCACAACAAUAUGACCGUUAUGAUUCUCGAUGAGAUCGACCAACUCAAGUCAAAGCAAAACGAGGUUCUGCGGAACAUUUUUCAACUACCAGAACUGACAAAAAAUAAGCUGAUUCUUAUUGGCAUUUCCAAUGCACUCAACUUUACCACUGCAAAUGUGUGGAUUAAAGAACUGGACAAAUCUGCCUUUUACGAGAUGCGAUUUAUGCCGUACAACAAGGAGCAGAUUGCCCAGAUUAUAGACAGUCGCCUGAAGAGCGGUAAUGACGAGAACACUCUCAUUGAUCAGGCGGCAAUCAACUUUUGCGCCAUGAAAAUUUCCUCGCUCAGUGGUGAUAUUCGAAAGGCCCUAGACGUCUGUCGACAGGCGGUGGAUAUGAUUGAAACACGAUCUCGGCGAAAUACCGUCAAGGCGCUGGACUUUGAUGCAGUGCUCAAACCAAAGUCAGCAAUGAACUGUGCCACCAAAACACAGGAUGACGCCUUCAAGCACGUCAACGUCUCCGUGAUGAUGUCUUCCAUCAACAAAGUUUACGGCGGCAUCAACGACAAACUGGACAAGGACCGUGUGGUUCACCUGCCAAUUGACCAACAGCUCAUUCUUUGCACACUGCUGCUUCUCGGCAAGUACAAGUCAAUGCGCGAAGUGAAGCUCUCUGAACUUCGACAGUACUUGGGCAAAAUCUGCAUUAAACGAUGUCUGUCCACUGAAGGCAAGUCGGAGCAGGACAUUCUCGCAAUGUGCCAACUACUCUCUGACUCUGGCUACGUUUCAAUCAAAAAUGAAUCUCCUCUUCUCGGUGGCGGUCGUAGUCCCGGAAAGAUGAGUCCUCGAAAUGUGUUUUCUUCACCUUCUGCUUCAAAAAAGCGUUCGGUGACGCUGGCACUGCGACUUGAUCCAACUGAAACAGAGCAACUGCUGAACAAGCUCGUUUUGGGCAUUCUCUCAGAAGGAUCGACUAUGAUUUGCUGA
Molecule: messenger RNA, 1473 nt
Organism: Rhagoletis zephyria (snowberry fruit fly)
Lineage: Eukaryota; Metazoa; Arthropoda; Insecta; Diptera; Tephritidae
Source: RefSeq, a predicted model, not a curated record